UGGAAGUCCCCCCCUUUGAGGUGGAGAAACCGGUCUAGACUGCUCAGAACCCUUCAGCCGCAUCCCCACGACCUCCCUAGAGAGACUCCGCUUUUAUGCUCAUCUGGCAGUCGGGAGGUUUUACCUUAUAGGUUCGUGAGCUUUAGGCAGUGGCAACUUGUGCCUGAUAUUUCUGGCCCUGGAUUCCACGGGAAAAGGAUUCUUGGCCGUCCCUUCAUAGACCUGAACAUGGCGGUUCCUGAGUGAAUGUAUUUAUUUAUCAAACUCACAGGCCACCCGACCCCCAACAACUCUGGGUGGCUCACAACGGUCAAAACAAGGAAAAUGCAAUAUAAUUAAAAAGAAAGAGGUAAAAGACGCCAAGGGCAACAGACUGGAUGGAAACGAAGCUGUCCCUUGCCAAAGAGCCCGGUCUUUGCGGCCCUCCUAAACAAUAGGGUGGGGAGCCUGCUUCCAGGGUCCUGAUAGAUUGAAGAUUUUACAAAUUGCAUUUGUAGGUAUGUAAAUUUAUGCCACAUAGUUUGAUGUAAGUUAAAAUACACUGAAAUUGAUAUUUGGAUGAUGUUUUUCAAGCUUAAACAAGCAAAUGAAAAAAAUCCAAGAACCCCAAGUCCGGCCCUCUAGCAUAUUGGCCAUGCUGGCUCGGGAUGAUGGGAGCUGUUACUCAUCACUUCCAAGGCAGCACGUUUAACUUGUUUGUUUCUCUCUGACUGUGUGAGCACCCUGCGGGAUGCCCAAGAAAUUCCAAGGGGAAAACACCAAGUCGGCCGCUGCCCGUGCGAGGAAGGCUGAGGCCAAGGCAGCGGCUGAUGCCAAGCGGCAGAAGGAACUGGAGGAUGCCUUCUGGAAGGAUGAAGACAAGCACGUCAUGCGGAAGGAGCAGAGAAAGGAGGAGCGGGAGAAGCGUCGCCUGGAGCAGCUUGAGCGCAAGAAGGAGCUCCAGCGGUUGCUGGAGGAGGAGGAUUCCAAGCUGAAGGGCAAGGCGCCCAAGCCACUUGGCUCCGGGAAGGUCACCCGGGCUCAGAUUGAUGAGGCCCUUCGGAAGGAGCUGAAGGAGAACGGAGACACCGCAGAGAAGCCGAAGAGUCACCUUGAGACGCCCUUGGAGGAGAACAUCAACCGUCGGAUCCUGGAGGAAGGCAUGGUCGAGGCCCGAACCAUCGAAGACGCAAUUGCAGUGCUCAGCGUGGCCGAGGACCUGGACCGGCACCCCGAGCGCAGGAUGAAGGCAGCCUUCUCUGCUUUCGAAGAGGUGAACCUUCCCCGCCUGAAGCAGGAGAACCCCAAUAUGCGUCUCUCCCAGCUGAAGCAGCUGCUGAAGAAGGAGUGGAUGAAGUCUCCCGAGAACCCCAUGAACCAGAGGCAUGCAGCUUAUAACAGCCAGAAAUGAGACCGGAGGCUUCUCCCCCAGCCCCCCCGAGUAGGCACCAGGGUUCCCACGCAGGCGAGCAGGUGCCAGCACAAGGACGCUGGCCGGCUGCGUUCCAGGACUGGGAAAUGGCCCCUCCAUUUCCUCUUCCCUCUCUCCCCUUUGCUCUGGAGACGCUGGAGGCUUUUUCAUCUUGAAUUAGGACUUCUUCCCUUGGGACUGGGGCAGGGUGGCAGAAAUAGUCCCCAGAGAUCUUCCCCUCCCCCCGCACAUCUUCCCCCAUUUCCUGGAGUUGAAUGGGAUCUCCUUGAUCAGCCUUGCUGCCUUCAGAAGAGAAGCUGAGCUGCGCCAGCAGGUCGGUGUCUGAUUUGUCACGAAAUGGUGGUGAGGGGAGGUCGUCCACAUCCCAGGAGCUGGGGGGGGCAGCAUGCUGGUCCCCCAGUCCUGCGAGGGCUUGCGCCCCCCACUCCCUGCCCUGAAAUCUCUACCUGGGUUCUCGAGGUAAAAGGCAGAGUCCGCAAGGCUGCCUGGCUCUCCAGCCCAAUCUGGCUCCCCGGGGGACCCCACUGGUUGCCCUGUCCUGUGAGGAGUCCUCCGCUGGUUGAGAAUCCUCCAGCCCCCCAUUUGAAGGGGAUGCAGCCGCGGCACAGGCUCCCCCCCCCCCC
Molecule: messenger RNA, 2034 nt
Organism: Python bivittatus (Burmese python)
Lineage: Eukaryota; Metazoa; Chordata; Lepidosauria; Squamata; Pythonidae
Source: RefSeq, a predicted model, not a curated record